UCGCGCCUAAUGACGUGUUCUCUCCAUAAUCUCUCCAGUUGAGGAAAAAAAAGUCAAGAUUUUUUUUAUUAAAAAUAUUACAUAAUCAAAAAAAAAGUUUAAUUUAAUUUUUAAAAAUUACAAAAAAAAAAUAAAUUAUUAAAAAAAAUCAAUUGUGAGAGUUUUUGGAGCCGUUAACCAACGCAACGCAGAAAUAUGGCUGGCGUAGUAAGUCCUAACGCGUCAGAGGUCCAUAGUGACAUUGCGUCACCACUCAAUGUUUUCAUGUCGCUACUGCUUCCGGCUGUUCUCUUGUACUACAUCUAUUGGCGGCUUUCGCGACGCAACAUGAUAAAAUUAGCAGAAAAAAUUCCCGGACCACCUGGAUAUCCCAUCAUUGGAAAUGCAUUAGAUUUUCUCGGAUCGUCGCAUGUUAUUUUCAAAAAUGUCAUCGAAAAGGGACGUGACUUCAACGAAGUCAUCAAAGUAUGGAUUGGCCCAAAGUUGUUGGUGUUCCUCGUGGAUCCCCGUGACAUUGAAUUGGUUCUCGGCAGUCAAGUGUACAUCGACAAGGCACCGGAAUACAGAUUCUUCAAACCCUGGCUUGGCAAUGGACUUUUAAUCAGCACGGGCAGUAAAUGGAGAUCUCAUCGCAAACUGAUUGCACCUACAUUCCAUUUGAACGUCUUGAAGAGCUUCAUCGACUUGUUCAACGAAAACUCCCGUUUGGUGGUUGAAAAGAUGGCCAAGGAGGGCAAAAAGACCUUUGAUGCUCAUGACUACAUGAGUGAAUGCACCGUAGAGAUCUUAUUGGAAACGGCAAUGGGUGUUUCCAAGAAGACUCAGGACCAAUCGGGCUACGAUUAUGCCAUGGCUGUCAUGAAAAUGUGCGACAUUUUGCAUUUGCGUCACACAAAGAUCUGGCUCUACGCCGACUGGAUGUUCAAUCUCACGAAACACGCGAAAAAUCAGGAAAAACUUCUCGAUACCAUUCACGGUUUGACGAAAAAGGUCAUUCGCAACAAGAAAGAUGCCUUCGCGAAGGGAACUCGUGGCAGUUUAGCUCAAACGUCGAUCAAAACGGAAGACUCCAAGGUCGUGAAGAACACAACGGUGGUCGAAGGCUUGUCUUUUGGACAAUCGAGCGGCUUGAAAGACGAUUUGGAUGUCGAUGACAACGACAUUGGAGAGAAGAAACGUUUGGCAUUCUUGGAUUUGUUGUUGGAAAGUGCGGAAAAUGGUGCCGUCAUCUCGGAUGAGGAGAUCAAGGAACAAGUUGACACAAUUAUGUUCGAAGGGCACGACACAACGGCAGCUGGAAGUAGCUUUUUCCUCUCCAUGAUGGGCAUUCAUCAACAUAUUCAGGACAAAGUUCAAGAGGAAUUAGAUCAAAUUUUCGGAGACUCGGAUCGUCCUGCGACAUUCCAAGACACGUUAGAGAUGAAAUAUUUGGAAAGAUGUAUGAUGGAAACGUUGAGAAUGUAUCCGCCAGUACCAGUUAUCGCUCGUCAACUCAAAGAAAACUUGAAAUUAACAUCCGGAGAUUAUGAAGUUCCUGCUGGAGCAACUGUCAUUAUCGCGACCUACAAAUUGCAUCGUCUAGAACACAUCUACCCAAAUCCCGACACAUUCGAUCCCGAUAACUUCCUGCCGGAGCGACAGGCGAACCGUCAUUACUAUGCUUUCGUACCAUUCUCUGCGGGACCAAGGAGUUGUGUCGGUCGCAAAUAUGCCAUGUUGAAGCUGAAAAUUAUUUUAUCGACAAUUUUGCGCAAGUACCGCAUCUAUUCCGACUUGAAAGAAGAGGACUUCAGACUGCAGGCUGACAUCAUAUUGAAACGUGAAGAAGGAUUCCAAAUUCGAAUGGAGCCACGCAAGAGAACGGCAAAAGCUUCUUAAGACAAAAAAAAACGCAACAAAAUAUCACAUGUCAUCGUGUCAAAUUUUAAUUUUUUACAUCGAAUUUCAUUUUAUAUAAAAUAUUUACAAAAAGAGACGAAUUUCGAAUAAUUAAACAUAUUUUUUUUUGAAAAUGGUAAUUUUAGGCUGGAUUAUAAUUAAUUUAUACAAACAAAAAGUGCAGAGAAUCAAGUUACCAAGCACCAAAAAAUAUUUUUUUUUAUCAUAUUUCCUGUAUAUUUUCCGCUAUUUUCUUUUUUUUUUUUUGUAGAAAAUCAUUUCCAUAGAAAAAAAUUAAAUUAAAAAAAAAAUAUUAACAGUGUAAUACAUUGAAGGUGUUCAGGUGUUAAUUUUAAUAAUAAAGUACAUA
Molecule: messenger RNA, 2248 nt
Organism: Culicoides brevitarsis
Lineage: Eukaryota; Metazoa; Arthropoda; Insecta; Diptera; Ceratopogonidae
Gene: Cyp4g15
Product: cytochrome P450 4g15
Exons: 8
Coding region: 196-1878 (560 amino acids)
Molecular function (GO): iron ion binding; monooxygenase activity; oxidoreductase activity, acting on paired donors, with incorporation or reduction of molecular oxygen
Source: RefSeq, a predicted model, not a curated record